This is a messenger RNA of Choloepus didactylus (southern two-toed sloth), 2768 nucleotides long. RefSeq names its product LEM domain nuclear envelope protein 2 (gene LEMD2). Gene Ontology annotation, molecular function: chromatin DNA binding. Gene Ontology annotation, biological process: nuclear envelope organization; negative regulation of BMP signaling pathway. The coding region runs from base 31 to 1524 and encodes 497 amino acids. The record is from RefSeq and is a predicted model, not a curated record. Gene Ontology annotation, cellular component: nuclear inner membrane. The transcript is spliced from 9 exons. Lineage: Eukaryota; Metazoa; Chordata; Mammalia; Pilosa; Megalonychidae.
CAGGGGCGGGCGGGGGGCGGUGUCCUGGCCAUGGCCGGCCUGUCGGACUUGGAGCUGCGGCGGGAGCUGCAGGCCCUGGGCUUCCAGCCGGGACCCAUCACCGAUACCACCCGGGACGUCUACCGCAACAAGCUGCGCCGCCUGCGGGGCGAGGCCCGGCUGCGGGAGGAGACCCGGUCUCGAGGCGAGGAGCGGCUGCGGGAGGAGGCCCGGCUGCGCGAGGAGGCGGCCCCGCGCGCCCGACCCGCCGUGGCCUCUCUGCGGGCGGAGCCCUGGUUCUCCACUCCAGCUUCAGGCUCGGCGUACGCGACCUUUGGGGCCUACGGCGAUCUCGGCGCCUCCGCGGCUUCCUGGUCUGGGAGCCGCGGCCUCGCCUAUCCCGCCCGCCCUGCCCCGCUCAGACGCCGCGCUUCAGCCCGGGCCAGCUCUGAGGAGGACGAGGACCUCCGGACGCCCAAUAGGGCCGCGCCGGGCCCGGGCCUCGGAGUCCGCCGCUGGUGGGCUGCGGCCCCGGCCCCGGCGCGGCUGCCCUCGGCCCUCCUGGGCCCCGACCCGCGCCCGGGCCUGCGGCCGACGCGAGCGGGCCCUGUGGGUGCGGCGCGAGCCCGGCCCGAGGUGGGGCGGCGGCUGGAGCGCUGCCUGUCCCGGCUUCUGUUCUGGGCCAGUCUGGGGCUGCUGCUGGUCUUCCUGGGCAUCCUUUGGGUGAAGAUGGGCAAGCCCUCGGCGCCGCAGGAGGCGGAGGACAACAUGAAAUUAUUGCCAGUGGACUGUGAAGGAAAAGCAGAUGAGUUCUGUCAGGCCAAGCAGAAGGCAGCCUUGCUGGAGCUGCUGCAUGAACUGUACAACUUCCUGGCCAUCCAGGCUGGUAAUUUCGAGUGUGGAAAUCCAGAGAAGCUAAAAAGCAAAUGCAUUCCUGUUACAGAAGCCCAGGAAUAUAUAUCAAAUGUGACCGGCAGCCCCUUGGAUAAGUUUGAAGCCGCACUGACCUGGAUACUGAGCAGUAACAAGGACGUGGGCAUCUGGUUGAAAGGGGAAGACCCAACAGAACUGGUAACAACCGUGGACAAAGUGGUCUGCCUGGAAUCUGCCCGACCCCGCAUGGGUGUUGGCUGCCGCCUGAGCCGCGCCCUGCUCACUGCCAUCACCAACGUGCUCAUCUUCUUCUGGUGCUUGGCUUUUUUGUGGGGACUCCUGAUUCUCCUGAAAUAUCGGUGGCGGAAGUUAGAAGAGGAGGAGCAAGCCAUGUAUGAGAUGGUGAAGAAGAUUAUAGACGUGGUCCAGGACCAUUACGUGGACUGGGAGCAGGACAUGGAGCGCUACCCGUACGUGGGCAUCCUGCAUGUGCGCGACACCCUCAUCCCUCCGCAGAGCCGGAGGCGCAUGAAGCGGGUCUGGGACCGAGCCGUGGAGUUCCUGGCCUCCAACGAAUCCCGGAUCCAGACCGAGUCCCACCGCGUGGCUGGAGAAGAUAUGCUGGUGUGGAGGUGGACUAAGCCCUCUUCCUUCUCUGACUCAGAGCGAUAGGCCCUGGGCAGGGUUCUGUUCCCAGCCAGCCUGUCCUGGGACAACCCACUCCAGUGGUGCAAGGGGUCACCAGACCUGCCGGUGCUGAAUUCACACUUGCCUUGACUUUUCCCCCUCAUUGUGACACUGAUUCCAAAGGUCUCUCUCUGUAAGACUUUCUUUCAGAGGGGAUUAGCUGUAGGAAAAGGUGGGCUUCCUUUAAGGGGAGAGAGGAGAAGCCAGAGGCCAGGCGAGGAGCUUUUCCCUGCAUUGGUCCAUUCUCUCUGCCCUAUUUUGCUGGCAGAAAAGGGGAGAAUGGUUUGUUUUUCAUGAACAGAAAACAUAAAGUAGCAGCCACUGUAAAACCGUGCAGAGCAAGUGUAAGGCUGGGUGAGCUGGAGCUCGCCCGCUGCUAGCCUGUCCGCUCUGCCUGGGAGGUGGGCCUCGUGCCUGUGGGAGGUGGGACAUGGGAUGGCAGGUUGGGGCAGCAGGGGGAUCAGGGGAGCAGCUUGGUUUAUGUGCCUUCAGGGGGUCUUACCUGGGAGCUCUAGGGUGAGGGGAGAAAGCCUGUCCUCUGAAGGGGGAGGAAUGCUAGAAAUUAGAAAAAGUGAUUCUAGAACUAUCUAGAAACACAGGCCCCUGACAUGCAGGGCCCUUAGGUCAGGAGGAGUGAGUGGCCAGCGUGGCCUCCUGGGAAGAGCCUGGAGUCGGGCCAAGCAGCCAAGAGUGGAGAGGAGUCAGGGCUGUCACGCAGCCACCACAGCCCCACGCCCUGAGGCAGCCACCCAAGGGUGGUCUCUCCAGUGGUGCUUCUCACGGACAUUGCAAUUUGAGACCAAACCUGCUGCCCCUGGCUUUGCAUCGGGCCAAGAGUGCAGGUUCCUGGGCCCUGGGAAUCACGUCGGGGCUGAGAACCUGGCACCUCCUGCCCUGGGCGAACACGGUGGCAGCACUGCCCCCUGCUGGCCACACGAGAGCGGUGCUCGCCCGCACCGCAGACCUUCACUCAGGUCUUCCACCAGCUCAUCAGACUGCAUCCGCGCGGGAGGCAGGCUCCAGAAGCAGAGCGGUGGGGGGCCUUAUUAGUUAAGUACGAGACAGCCUCUCCAGCGGAGCCUCAUCCCCAUAUGUUCUCAUCUGCGGCAGGAGAUGGGGGGCAAACACAGGAGACACAACAGCUGCCUCCAGAAGACAUUAACCACCCCUUUCUGGUCUUAUUGGUAUUUUUUUGUUUCCUUAAUAAAGCUCCAGUCUCCCUCAUUUGA